Salvia splendens (bonfire salvia) is the source of this 2763-nucleotide messenger RNA. RefSeq names its product F-box protein SKIP17-like. The record is from RefSeq and is a predicted model, not a curated record. The coding region runs from base 157 to 1743 and encodes 528 amino acids. The transcript has 12 exons. NCBI's taxonomy places the organism in Eukaryota, Viridiplantae, Streptophyta, Magnoliopsida, Lamiales, Lamiaceae. Gene Ontology annotation, molecular function: protein binding.
CCAUAAGAUUGGCCAGUAAAAAAAUGCAAAGCAUCUAACAAAUAUGAAAUCCACGUGUCACUCUCUUGAGUGUCUGCUCCUGGAGUCCAUGUUGAUUCCAAGCUCCCAAAACCGCACAAUCACAAAAGCAGGAAUCCCGCCGCCCUGCGAAUCGCCAUGGAUAGCGCUCUCCUCCAUCACGCCGUCGGCGUCUCUCCUAAUCCCAAGCUCAAGCGCCCCUGCUACCCCAACCGCAUCUCCACCCCGACCUCCGAUCCCAAUCAAUUCGACGCGCUGCUGGAAUCGCUCCUCGAUUUCCACGAUUCAUCAGCGAUCACUCUCGACCUCGCCAUCGAUCGCAUAAUCGAGUCCCGCCCCCACGAUUCCGACAAGAAUGACGUCAUCCACCGCGCGCUCCGUCUCGGCUCCGCACUCACUGAAGCGGCCAAGCGAUCCGCUAGGAGGCGCGCUUCCACGCACAACGCCGUCGUUUGGCCUCUGCCGUCCGAUCUCACUAUUAAGGUAUUCUCUUUGCUUGAUACACAGAGUGUAUGUCAUGCAGCUGCUACGUGCUCCUUCUUCAAUAAGUGUGCUGCUGAUCCAUUGUGCUAUUCCGAUAUUAACUUAACCACUAUUGUGCCAAGGGUGAAUAACAUAGUAGUUUCCACAAUGAUUAAACGAGCUGGAAAAGUACUGCGGUCCCUUAAGCUUGGGAUUAUCCCUGGCCCACCUGUUGCGUCACUAGGUUCGUCUCAAGCACUAGUUUAUUGUAUGAGAAACUCCUCAGAUACAUCAGGGUUUUCAUGGAACGAUAAAAAGUCGAGACAGGGAAAAGAGACAUCUGUACUUACUAGGUCUUGCUUGGCUCCAUUGAUUGGUGAUGGUGGUACUGCAGGGGCACUUUUGAAAAGGUUACACCUUUAUAACAUAGAGAGAAUGGACAACACAGCAUUUGGAGCUGCUAUAUCAGCUUGCCCUUUUUUGCUUGAUCUAGAAAUUGUUGGCCUACAUGUAGAGCUGAGGCAAACCCUGGAGUCAGUGAGUAGAUCUUGUCCCCUAAUAGAUCGUCUAUUUUUUGAAUCAUCGAAAACAGGUAGAGAUGACAGUUUAAAAUUACCGACAUGCAAUGACCUAGUGAACAAUUGCCCAUAUUUAUCCUCGUUGGCAAUUCGAGGGUUUAAAUUGCAUGACCAUAAAGUCAGGGUUCUUGUCAAGGGAUUGCGUAAUUUGAAGUUUGUUGACUUUUCAACAUCCUAUGCCAUAACUGGUGAAUUUCUUAGAAAUCUAGGUGGCAGUGUAGGUGGAAGCUUGCUGGAGGUUUUGAUUUUACGAGAUUGUAUGCAUUUGAGAGAAGCAGAAGUUUCCAGGUUGCUUUCGGCAAUUCUUGCAGGACGGUUCAAGCUUCUUAAGCACCUUGAUGUAUCCAAUCGAGAGGGGCUGGCAUCUGAUGAUGACUGGUACCAGAGAUGUUACACCCCAAGUUUCAUGUCGUUAUGUGAGUUAUUGGAAGAAAGGCCAAAUCUAAGGGUGCUUGCAGAUUUUCCUGCUGAAGGAAGUUUUGUGGAAGAGCCAGUGACCAGCAGUGAUGUCAACGAUGAUACCAACUCACCCUCCGUGGCGAGCAGUCAUACUUCUGCCGAAUACGUAUUCACUAGCUCAUCUGAAAGCAGUUAUAAUAGCGACCAAAGUAGUGGUAAUGAGGAUGACCCAAAUGCCGGCUUUCCAGUUCAUGAAGAGAGUUCAGAUGAGGUGGAUGACUUAUAGAGAGAGAGAGAGAUGUCAACAUCUUGGCCCAGUGGAACCUGCAAUAUAACUGGUACAAUUUCUACAACAACUCAUCAGGUCAUGAUAUGAAAUUUGUUGCACCAGCCUUGUUUCUUAUUUCCAUAAAAUAUAUUGAACUGUUGGGUCCCCAACUGUGCUCUUCAGUGGUAGACUUUUUGAAAAAUGUCUUUUAAUUAAAAAAUCUAAUGUGCAAAAAGUUGCUGCAUAAAUUAAUGAACAUGAUGCUGCUGCUUUUUCAAUUUGAUGAAACAAUGUUUCUGGUCAUUUAGGAAUUCUAAUUAGUGAACUUCACUGCGAGCUAUCAGGUGUUCUGCUGGUGCCCCUGCACGGAAAGCAAAUUCUACUGUCCGUUCCAAUAUCAGCCUUCUCUGCAUGGGCAGUUAUAGCUACGACUUAGUGAAAAUCAGUGCGAUUCUUAUUGCAUUAACAUGAGAAUUUUCAUUUUCUAAGCAUCAGAUAUGCUGAAAUGGAGAUCAGGUGACCUUAGAAAUCCAUUGUUGACAUUAGCAUCGGAGCUGCAUAGAUUGUGAUUGCGUUUUGUGGUCUCUGGUUGGCGUAUACAAUCACAUCCUUUCUCAAACCAUUCUGGCAAUUGCAUUACUGUUUUGGAGGACUCAGAUCGUCCAAAAUCUUAAUAGUUAAGCUCUCAAUGAUGCAGGUUUCAAGCGGUGUUUUUAAUUUGAAUCUGCAGAAGCGAGCAUAUGAGUUAUUACACCUUAAGUAGGAAUUGAUUUGGGAGAGGCCAAACCUCGGGGUUCCUAGCUGUAUAUCUGAGGGAUCGGUCCAAUUCAUCCGGCAUUAGAGUGGGAGUACUUCCAUUCAUAUAAAUUUGUAUUUUGUUAGAGAUCAGUGGAUCUGUCAACUGUUUGUUCUUAUUGACAUGUCGACUGGAGAUCGUCUGUGUUUAUCCUGGACGUUGCUUUUUCCCAUACUUUUACUGGAUAUAUGCGUUGUUUUUUAUCUUCUAAAUGUUAAUAUGAUCUUUGCAUUAGGAGGUUA